Messenger RNA from Neltuma alba, 1584 nucleotides. RefSeq names its product muscle M-line assembly protein unc-89-like. The record is from RefSeq and is a predicted model, not a curated record. Gene Ontology annotation, molecular function: calmodulin binding. The coding region runs from base 1 to 1584 and encodes 527 amino acids. The transcript has a single exon. NCBI's taxonomy places the organism in Eukaryota, Viridiplantae, Streptophyta, Magnoliopsida, Fabales, Fabaceae.
AUGCGAGGAGGAUGCAGAGGCUGCAUCAAAACCGCCUGCAAACCAGUGGAAGCUUUGUCAAAAUCAAUUCCUAAUAAGGAGGAUGUUUCAUCAAAAUCAGUUGUUAAGAAGGUGGGAACUUUGUCAAAAUCAACUCCAAAGAAGCUGGAAGCUUCACCAAAGUCACCCACCAAGAAGGUGGAAACUUCACCGAAGUCAACUGCUAUGGUGGAAGGUUUAUCAAAGUCAACUGCUCAGAAGGUGGAAUCUUCAUCAAAAUCAUCUACUAAGAAGCUAGAACCUCCAUCAAAAUCAGCUGCUAGGAAAAAAAUAACCACUAAGAAGAUGGAAGCUUCACCAAAAUCAACCGCUAAAAACGUGGAAACUUCACCAAAAUCAGCUGAUAAGAAGGUGGUAAUGUCUAGGAAAUCAACUGCUGAGGUGGUAACAUCAUCAAAAUCAACUGCUAAGGUGGGAAUUACAUCAAAAUCAGUUGUCAAGAAGGUUAUAACUUCACCAAAGUCAACUGUUAAAAAUGUUGAAGCUUCAAAUUCUAUGGUACGAACUUCAUCAAAACCAACUCCUUUAAAUGCCAAAAAAAUGAAAUCAUCUGAAAAGCACGUGGCUCCUUUGAAGUCAAACUCUAUCACAGUGUGUUCCGUAUCUUCUAUGAAUGCUUCAGGAGGUUCUAAUGGCGAAAGCAAUAGUAAGCUAAAGAUGGAAAAACGGGCUGCCUCCUUGAAAGUAGCUGCAAGAAAAUUGAUGACUCCUUUGAGAGCUCCAUUGCCCUCCAAAUCCUCUCUCAGUAAUAAUGGAGUCGUAAGCAUUAAUGCUAGAGAGCACAAGAACCUGAAAAUUGCAUCUCAUUCAAAGAAUCAAUUGAAGACCAGAAAAUUUGAACAUAAGAAACCUGGCAAUGAUGCAGUUGUGGAAAAGACUUUGUAUGUCAUCAAGAUGGAAAGUGGAAACAAAAGUUUGCAGACUGAUCGAGAUACAGGUAAUAAUGUUGCAUUUUCCCCUCACUCAUCAUCACCCCCAAAGUUUUCAUCCUCAUCCCAAGAAAGUAAAGAGGAAUCCGAAUAUACAACCAGUGAAGGCAAGGAGGAUUCUUUUUCAGUAAACCCUGAAGGUGAACUCAUGAAAAGCGGAGAGGCUUUGGAAGUGAAGGAUAUAGGCCAGCCCCGAAUGGUUAGGAUCGUAUCUUCUGAAGAAAAGGCUAGCCAGAUAUCAGCAUUAACUUUUAGAAGGGGAAAAUUGGUUGAACUUCAAUCUGAGAUAACUUCUCCUAGGAGGCUUAAAUUUCGAAGGGCAACAGGAUCUGGGGAUAACGCAAUGGUCAAGGCUGAAAGCCUAAGAAGUUUUAAAAGAAGAUAUGAGAGUGGUAUCGACAGGAUGGGCACUCCAACUGGUCCAGAGAAGGUUGUUUUGAGACGUCAAGGUACACAAGGCAAGCGAGAUGGGCACGGAUUGUUCAAUAAUGUAAUUGAAGAGACGGCAAAUAAGCUGGCAGAAAUUCGGAAGAGCAAGGUUAAGGCGUUGGUUGGUGCCUUUGAAUCUAUAAUCUCUCUCCAAGAGAGAAAACCCGCUGUAAAAACAAUCAGUUGA